UGACAGCUGAUCCAAAGGAUUGGAACAGAAGAAGGAGGUCGUUAGGACCCAGAAGCCUUCUGUGCUUCCUCUACUGCCUGCUGCCUCUCACCCCUCACUGCAGUGGUUCUGAGCUUCGGCAGGCAUAGAGGAGCAUCAGCUGAGUGGGGCUGGUACCAGGGAACCGGAAAGCUUGGGAAAGGCCCCGAGUCAGACCCUAAAGCUACUACACUUGCUGAGGUGGUUGGUGCAUACUCUCCUGAGCCUUCAGGUCUGGUACUCACAGCUGACCUGGACCAAGAAACUUGCUGUCACUACAGUGCCAUUUAGCAAGAAGACUGGUGAUGAAAGGAUUGUGGGAAAGCCCGCUGGAGAAGUGACCACAGAUUUUAAAAGGCUCAUCUCUGGGCAUGCCACCCCAGUUAUCUAUUCUUCCUGAUUCCCCAAACGUCACUGGACUAGGAUGGCUGAUGGACUUAUAAUAGGAGGUGCCCAAGUCCUCCCCUUCUGGCCCCAUGGAGUCCUCCCCUAUCCCCCAGCCAUCAGGGAACUCCUCCACUUUGGGUUUGCCCCCUCUACCUCAGGGCCCCCCGAGGGUCAAUGGUAGCCCAGAAGUAAGGUACCGGGAUGUGGCCUCAGAGUCUGUGGCCCUCUUCUUCAUGCUCCUGCUAGACCUGACAGCUGUGGCAGGUAAUGCAGCUGUGAUGACAGUCAUUGCCAAGACACCUGCCCUCCGCAAAUUUGUCUUUGUCUUCCACCUGUGCCUGGUGGACCUGCUGGCUGCCCUGACCCUCAUGCCAUUGGCCAUGCUCUCCAGCUCUGCUCUUUUUGACGAUGCCCUCUUUGGGGAGACAGCCUGCCGCCUCUACUUGUUCCUGAGUGUCUGUUUCGUCAGCUUGGCCAUCCUUUCGGUCUCUGCCAUCAAUGUGGAGCGCUACUACUAUGUAGUGCACCCCAUGCGCUACGAGGUGCGCAUGACCCUAGGUCUGGUGGCUUCAGUGUUGGUGUGUGUGUGGGUGAAAGCAGUAGCCAUGGCCUCUGUGCCAGUGCUGGGGAGGGCCUCACCUGGGCCCCCCGAUUUCCCUCCUGGCUGCUCCCUCCAGUGGAGCCUCAGUGCCUACUGCCAACUCUUUGUGGUGGUCUUUGCUGUGCUUUAUUUCCUGCUACCCCUGCUCCUCAUUCUUGUGGUCUACUGCAGUAUGUUCCGUGUGGCCCGGGUGGCUGCCAUGCAGCAUGGGCCCUUGCCAACAUGGAUGGAGACUCCGCGCCGGCGAUCUGAGUCACUCAGCAGCCGUUCUACCAUGGUCACCAGCUCAGGGCCCCCUCGGACCACUCCCCAUAGGACCUUUGGUGGGGGGAAGGCAGCUGUGGUCCUGCUGGCUGUGGGGGGCCAGUUCCUACUUUGCUGGCUACCCUAUUUCUCCUUCCAUCUUUAUGUUGCUCUGAGUGCCCAGCCCCUUCCUACACAGCAGGUAGAGAGUGUGGUGACCUGGAUUGGCUACUUCUGUUUCACUUCCAAUCCUUUCUUCUAUGGCUGCCUCAAUCGACAGAUCAGGGGGGAGCUCAGCAAGCAGUUUGUUUGCUUCUUCAAGCCGUCCCCAGAGGAAGAGUUGAGGCUGCCCAGCCGGGAGGGUUCCAUAGAGGAGAACUUCCUGCAGUUCCUUCAGGGGACUGGUUGUGCCACUGAGCCCUGGGCUCCUCAAACCCCAAUCAGCCCAAAGCAGGAACCACCAGCUGUGGACUUCCGAAUCCCAGGCCAGAUUGCCGAAGAGACUUCUGAGUUCUUGGAGCAGCAGCUUCCUAGUGACAUCACUGUGUCAGAUGGCUACCUCCAUCCGACUCUCUCACCCCAGCCUGAACCAUGAUGCAAUCCAGAGCACCUGGAGGGAGAUGGGGCUGGGGGUAGGGGAUGAGAGCAAGGACUGCUUUGAUGGAUAUUUUCCUUUUAGCCAGCUGGGGUCAAUAAUGGGGUCCUACACAUGGCCUGUGCCUAGAGCUUUGUGGGACACAGAAGAAGUUGAGCUAAGAGAGAGGAGUCCUUAGCUUCAGUGAGAAUAAGCUAGGGAUAGCCAAAGGAAGGGGUAUAAUAACUGUGGUUGUAGUGUGUGAAAAGGAGAAAGAUAUAAAGGAAAAAACUCUUUAUUAGUGAAUUUCCCCUUUUGUCUUAGGACUGGGGAAACUCUAGCACUGAAUUGAAGAGUAUGUAAUAUGGUAUACAUACCAGAUGACUUCCAAAGUUACUCUGGAACUAGCUGAGGCAUUUCAUUUUCUAGAACAGGGACUGCAUCAAGGGAGGGAAAUUGCUCCUGGCCUCUUUUCAUUUCCAUAAUAAGUCAAAAACAUCUGUAGCUAUGUGUUCCUAUUUCAAUUUUAAUUUUUUUAAGUUUAAUAUCUAAGAUUUCCCUCUUCAAAGGACGAACUGGAGCUAUCCCCUCUAAGACUGAAUCUACCCAGAGCCAAGGGUAAAAUUGGGAGUAGGGAAGGAACAUGGGGUAGAACACAGGGAAGAAUGGAUCCUAGACCCCAUUUUCAGAUUGUAAGGAGGGUACUGGAGGGGGCAGGAAAAAUCUCAACCUCUUAAAUAAGAAAAAAAUUACUCCCAGACAGGGUAGAUCCUUUCUCACUGAUCUUGUCAGCUUCCUCCUCAUUUCUUUAGCUCCCUUCUCUUCUAUCCCACUGAAACAACCCUUCUGUUUUUUUCCUGUCUUCCUUUUACCAUGAGGGCGAAGUGUUUGGGUGUUUAUCUAACCAAAAGAACACAGCAUGGCCUUAACCAAUAGCUUUUAGGUUGGGAGACUGGGAAUCUGGUGAGUUAGAAAGUAGGGGUACUGGGAAUCUGGGAACUAAAUACUGGAGAGAAUGGGGACAAAUAGAUGAGGGAAUAAUUGUAGGGAUAGUAGCCAGGUGGUCACCCUGACCAGUAACUUUGAUGAUCUUUCCCUUCCAGGACUGGCCUCUCUGAUCUCCCUCCUCAUGGCAGUGACCCACCUCCAGCCCCCUGGACAAUCUGGUACAAGAGACAAAGGUGGGGCAUGGGGAGAAUGGGGUUCCCAGACAUAUUGGCAUUGCCAGUUAAUUCUCUAACCCUGACCAUCAAUCUCAGAACCAUCUUCAGUGACAAAGACUUAAGAGACUCUCCUACCAAGAGCCCUGGGCAGGGGAGAGAAAACAGGACACUAGUAUCAGGGCUUGAGUAGUAGUGUAUCUGAUGGUCUAUAUUGGUGGCCAGAGCAUGAACCUGUCAAAUCUUAGAGGGAGAGAUAACAUGUAAAAACAGGAAAAAUUAGCAGUGGCCUUCUGUCCACUCAAUUUUCUAGUGGAUAGAGUGGCCUAUCAGGCCUAGAGAGUGACCUGGCCAGCAUCUGACCAAAUUUCUAUCUCAUUCAGAAAAAUGGGAAAAUGAGCUCAUUCUCCCCUUUGAAAAGCCAAUAAAUGUUUUCUUUAAAAAAAAAAA
Messenger RNA from Monodelphis domestica (gray short-tailed opossum), 3433 nucleotides. RefSeq names its product G protein-coupled receptor 61 (gene GPR61). Lineage: Eukaryota; Metazoa; Chordata; Mammalia; Didelphimorphia; Didelphidae. Gene Ontology annotation, molecular function: G protein-coupled receptor activity. Gene Ontology annotation, biological process: G protein-coupled receptor signaling pathway. The record is from RefSeq and is a predicted model, not a curated record. Gene Ontology annotation, cellular component: plasma membrane; endosome; signaling receptor complex.